CCAUCCGUGGACUUGUUUUUUUGCGCAGACACCGGUUUGAACAGUUGACACAUUUUUCAAUCAGGAGCCAACUCUAGACGAACCUGUCAGCUGAGUCAGAGCAAAGAGUCACAUGUAGACAUCAGCUGAGCGGAAAAAGACACAAGAAAAGCCUGCGCAACUAAACAGCUCCUGUCGCAGGUAAAAAAAGAAAACAAGAAAAUGGCUCAUCUCCCGACACUUUUCAAGUAUGUGGACGAACACCAGGACCUGUACGUGCAGCGCCUUGCAGAUUGGGUGGCUGUCCAGAGUGUGUCUGCCUGGCCGGAGAAGCGUGGAGAGAUUAAGAAGAUGAUGGAGAUGGCAGCCAAGGACAUUGAGAGACUGGGGGGGACGGUGGAGAUGGUGGACAUUGGCAAACAGAAGCUUCCCUCUGGAGAGGAGAUCCCCCUGCCUCCUAUUGUCCUGGGGACUUUGGGCUCCGACCCCGGCAAGAAGACUGUGUGUAUUUACGGCCACCUCGAUGUCCAGCCAGCCAGCAUCGAUGACGGCUGGGAUACAGAGCCGUUUACUCUGGUAGAGAAAGAUGGUAAGCUCUACGGAAGAGGCUCCACUGACGACAAGGGCCCAGUUUUGGCCUGGUUUAACUGCAUUGAGGCCUAUCAGAAGAUCCAGCAGGAGCUUCCCAUCAACAUCAAGUUCUGCUUUGAGGGGAUGGAGGAAUCUGGAUCUGAGGGCCUGGAUGAGCUGGUGUUUUCCCGAAAAGACACCUUCUUGAAAGAUGUGGACUACGUCUGCAUCUCUGACAACUACUGGCUGGGCAAGACCAAACCCUGCAUCACCUACGGUCUGAGAGGAAUCUGCUACUUCUUCACUGAGGUGGAGUGCUGUGAUAAGGAUCUACACUCUGGGGUGUUUGGCGGCUCCGUUCAUGAGGCCAUGACUGAUCUCAUUGCACUUAUGGGCUCCUUGGUUGACAAGAAGGGGAGGAUUUUGGUGCCUGGAAUGUACGACAGCGUGGCACCUCUGACAGAGGAGGAACAGAAGCUGUAUGAGAAGAUUGAGUUUGACUUGGAGGAGUACAGCAAAGAUAUGGGAGUUGAACAGCUGCUGCAUGGCACCAAGGAGCAAAUCCUGAUGCACCGCUGGAGGUACCCAUCACUGUCUCUCCACGGCAUUGAGGGGGCGUUCUCCGAAGCCGGAGCCAAGACGGUCAUUCCCCGCAAGGUCAUCGGCAAGUUCUCGAUCCGCCUCGUCCCUGACAUGGACCCCAAAGUGGUGGAGAAACAGGUUCUCGACCACCUGCAGAAGAAGUUUGCUGAGCUGGGAAGCCCCAACAAACUGAAAGUGUACAUGGGCCACGGGGCCAAAGCCUGGGUCUCUGACUUCAACCACCCACACUACAUGGCUGGUCGAAAGGCCAUGAAGACAGUCUUUGGUGUCGAGCCUGACCUGACCCGUGAGGGUGGCAGCAUCCCCGUCACGCUGACCUUCCAGGAGGCCACAGGCCGCAACGUCAUGCUGCUCCCUGUAGGAUCCUCCGAUGAUGGAGCUCACUCCCAGAAUGAAAAGCUCAACAGAUCUAACUACGUUCAGGGAACAAAGAUGCUGGGGGCAUACUUCCAUGAGGUUUCUCUGCUGGAAUGAAUCAAUGAUGUUUUAUCAUGAAACAUGUAAAACCAUGUAAAAUAUGUCCAUCCUCAUUGUUAGAGCCAUAACCAACCUACAGUUUACUUUCCACAGCUAACGGUUUUAUACAGAAAUAUACACACAAAAACCAAUAAAGUGUUUGUUUUUUUUUGUUUC
Molecule: messenger RNA, 1785 nt
Organism: Mugil cephalus (flathead mullet)
Lineage: Eukaryota; Metazoa; Chordata; Actinopteri; Mugiliformes; Mugilidae
Gene: cndp2
Product: carnosine dipeptidase 2
Exons: 12
Coding region: 202-1626 (474 amino acids)
Biological process (GO): proteolysis
Cellular component (GO): cytosol
Molecular function (GO): metallodipeptidase activity
Source: RefSeq, a predicted model, not a curated record